Messenger RNA from Musa acuminata AAA Group (dessert banana), 3870 nucleotides. Its product is annotated as protein PHOX1-like. The coding region runs from base 705 to 2741 and encodes 678 amino acids. Lineage: Eukaryota; Viridiplantae; Streptophyta; Magnoliopsida; Zingiberales; Musaceae. Gene Ontology annotation, molecular function: protein binding. The transcript has 2 exons. The record is from RefSeq and is a predicted model, not a curated record.
UCGCGCCACCAAGACAACAACAGCUCGCCGGUUUGGCCGGCGCAUGUUGUGCUGUCAGCCUCCUCCUCCACCUCCUCAGCCCUCUUCCUUAUUAAUCCGGUCGAUUUAAUUUUUUGCUUGAUCUUGCGCACAUUUUCCUCAAUUUUGGCUCCCUCACUCCCCCCCAGCGCGACAAUCCAAGCGGAGGAAGGGGGAAGACGGCCCUCGUGAGACCGAAGGAGGCAGACGAGAUUUCUCUCACCGGGAAAGCUCGAUUAGGUGAUCCGAAUAAGGGUUCAGAUAAUUCUUUUCUGUCUUCUCUGGAGGAUUUGUGGUUCAACUCGUUGAUUUUUUUUUUUUGGGGGGUGGGGGGUGGGGUUGGGAGGGGAGGAGAAUCGGAUCUUGUAACCAAAUCGAGUUUUUGUUGACUGAGCGAAACCUGUCUUUCGAUUUGAAAUAUUCUUUUCGGUGUGUUGUGGCGGCUUAGACGGGGAAAAGUGGAGCUUUUGUUUCGUGCUCUAGAGUUUUCCUGGCCCCUUUCAUCGAUUGAGAGAAGACCCAUCAACCCAAUCACCUCCCAUUCCGCUGCCUUUGCCCUUUGUUUCUCUUGGAAACAGUUGAUUCGUUCUGGUUUACAGAUCACGUAUAUAGCAAUCAAAACAAAAUAAGUGAAUUUUCUUUUUUGUUGAGAAAGGUUUUAGGUUUAGAUUGUACUUGAAAUAGAAAUGGGCAAGCCGACUGCCAAGAAGAAGAGUUCAGGAAGUAAACACAGUAAUACAAACUCGAAGCACAGCAAAUCCAACGAACACAACCCAAAAGUCUACGAUGAGGAUACGACAAUAUUCAUCGACAUGGCUCGGGAUUUAAAAGAGGAGGGCAACAUGUUGUUCCAGAAGCGGGAGUUUGAGACAGCGUUGCUGAAGUAUGAGAAGGCCACUAAGCUGCUUCCGAAGAACCACAUUGAUCUUGCAUACCUCCACAGCAACAUAGCAGCUUGUUAUAUGGAGAUUAGCCCUGAGGAUUACCACCUUGCAAUAAACGAGUGUAAUCUAGCCCUCAAGGUCUCACCCAAUUACAGCAAAGCCCUACUGAAGAGGGCCAGGUGUUUUGAAGUCUCGAACAGGUUGGAUUUAGCCUGUAAAGAUGUCGAUCUUGUUUUGAGUUCAGAACCGAACAACCUCACAGCAUUGGAGAUUUCGGAACGAGUGAAGAAGGAAAUGGAGAAAAAGGGCGUCGUAUUAGAUGAUAAGCCACUUUUUCCACUGCCAGAAUCCUUGACAGUGAAAGAAAAGCCAAGGAAGAAGAAGAAUAGCCACAAGUCCAUGAAGAAGCUAGUUGAUAUGGGGGAGAAAUAUGCUGAAGUUAAGGAGAAGCCUAUGAAGAGCAUGAAGUUAGUUUUUGGGGAAGACAUAAGAUUGGCUCAGAUACCAGCUGAUUGUACAAUGUUGCAGUUGAGGGAGAUUGUUGGCAGCAAAUUUCCAAGCUUGAAAGCUGUCCUUAUCAAAUAUAAGGAUAAAGAGGGUGAUUUGGUAACAAUCACUACAUCUGAAGAGCUGAGAUGGGCGGAAAAAUCUGCAGACUCGCCAGGGUCUGUUAGGCUGUUUAUUGUUGAAGUUAGUCCUGAGUUUGAACCUUUGCUUGAAGAGGCAAAAAACAGCUCUUCAAGGAGGAAGCUGGACAUAGAAAAUAAUUCCAUAUCUGAAAGUGGGAACACAAGAAGUGAUGAUGACAGGGUCUCUUCAGUUUAUGUUGAUGACUGGAUUGUGCAAUUUGCUCAGCUAUUCAAGAACCAUGUUGGAUUCAGCUCUGAUGCAUCUCUGAACCUUCAUGAAUUGGGAACGAAACUAUAUUCAGAAGCAGUGGAAGAGACAGUCACAAGCGAAGAGGCACAGGAAAUUUUUCAACUUGCUGAGGAUAAAUUUCAGGAGAUGGCAGCUCUGGCCUUGUUUAAUUGGGGAAACGUGCAUAUGGCGCGAGCAAGGAAAAGAUUGUCCUUACCAGAAAAUGCCUCAAAGGAGUCACUGCUUGCACAGAUGAAAACUGCAUAUGAAUGGGCUCAGACUGAGUAUGUUAAAGCGGGAAAGUGUUAUGAUGAAGCCUUGGAAAUUAAGCCUGACUUCUAUGAAGGUCGUCUUGCGCUUGCGCUGCAACAGUUUGAGCAAACAAAACUUUCAUGGUAUUAUGCAAUUGGAAGCAAGGCAGAUUUGGAGAAGUGGCCAUCAUCGGAAGUCCUAGAGCUAUUCAACCAUGCCGAGGAUAAUACUGAAAGGGGAAUGGAGAUGUGGGAACAGAUAGAAGAUCAGCGGUUAAAGGGACUCUCUAAACCCAACAAGGAAAAAACCUUGUUGCAAAAGAUGGAUCUUGAAGACUACUUCACAGAGCCCUCAACUGAUGAGGCGGCAGAAAUUGCUUCAAAUAUGAGGUCUCAGAUAAAUAUAUUAUGGGGAACCAUUCUUUAUGAGCGGUCUGUUGUGGAAUUCAAAUUAGGCAUUCCAAUGUGGGAAGAGUGCCUUAAGGCAGCGGUAGAUAAAUUUAAGCUAGCAGGUGCUUCUCCAACUGACAUUUCUGUUAUGAUAAAAAACCACUGUGCCAAUGAAACUGCCCAAGAAGGAUUAGGCUUCAAGAUUGAUGAGAUAGUUCAGGCAUGGAAUGAGAUGUAUGAUGCAAAAAAGUGGAUAAGCGGUGUUCCAUCAUUUAGGCUUGAGCCUUUAUUGCGGCGACGAGUCCCGAAGCUGCAUGAUACAUUGGAGGCAUCAGUUUAGAAUUUAUGGGCAUUAUUGAGAAUAUCAAACCGUAUUUUGCUAUCUGCUGUCUGUGUUUUAAAUAGGUAGUAUUCUCAUUUUUCGUAUCUAAAAUAUAAGAGUCGUAUCUAAAAUAUAAGAGCUUUGCAUAUAUUGUUAAGGUAUUGUUAUCUAAGUUAGCUCUUUGCAUAUAUUUUGUUGUUAAGGUAUUGAUUGUUAUCUAAGUUAGCUGUAGAAAUUAACAAAAUGGGGCUAUUAGGACUUGUCUUUUAGCCUUAUCCAUCUUAUUUUGUGUAUACUGUUCUUUUUUAUCUGCUUGAUUAGAUUUGCCUUGUUUGUUUUGAAUUUCUUGAAAUAAUCUUAACAUCAGUCAUUUGGUGUUACUAUUUUUUUUCUUUCUUUUUAGAUCACAAUAUUUGUCUUUCAGUUAAUUUUAUGAUUUCAGUAUUUAUCAUCUUUGUUCUUCAGGGUUUUUCCUGAUAAAUUAUUCAUGAAGGAACCAGGAGAGCUAUUCGACUGCAUUUAAGAUCAAAACACAUAAGUGUAGCUGAAAGUUCACAAUCACUAUUUAUUAACUUCAAACUAGUUUACUCUAGCUCUUGCUGGUUGUUCCAGCUGUAUAAUGUUUUAGUAAUGUUGUGGUAGCUUUUGACUUGACCAUCUUACAAUGUUACGUUGUUCUAUGAGUUGCACACGUAGUGGUAGAAAUAAUAUAAAAAUUCAUCAUGGAUCGGCAAGGACAGUGCCUGAAACUGCAUGAUCAACUGUAAACCAUGGAGGGACAUGUAAGUUGAUUGACAUAUUAACUCAUCGAGAAUGAGUAGUUUUGGGAUUUUAAUUGGAUGUCAUUCUUUUUUGGCUCCUUUGUUCAUAUAUACAUCUGUCCUAUAUUUGGACCAUUAGCCUGCAAUAUAUGGUGAAGAACUUUCAGGACAAAUUUCAAUAGGUAAUGGCCUGUAUUGCUGUGUCUUAAAUAAGAUAAACCUGUAGAGCAAUGAACAGUUUGUCAGAACAUGCCGGCUUUGCUAUUAACCUACCAUCAUGAUUUCUGCAGAAGAAUUUUUAUCGCUAAGGCUGAUACGAACUCGUCUGUUCUUUCUUUGUAAUGAUACUUUAAGAGACAUCUCCUAACAAAACCUGGUUGCUUUCC